AUGUCGAUCUACUUUGUCCACGGCUACAGGCACAUGGGAGCUUGUGACUACUUCUCAUACGAGGGUCAGCAGUUCCAUGUGACUUCAAGGAUGUUUCAUAUCCAGCACUGUCCCUUCUCUUCCGAUCAGCCCAGGUUGCGAUUGCCUGGGUUGCCAAGCAUUGGCCUAGAUGUUUCAGAUGUUCCAGGGGCUGCUAGUCGAUGCUUCAAGUGGGCAGCCCUCCGUUGGCACACUCUCAUCUUGGGCGUGUUCUUUUGCUUCUUUGCGUUCGUUUUCAUGUGCGUAGCAGCAAGUGGGCUUGGCAUAGCACAGUUGGCAGCAGGCGUGUCUCUGCUGCUGCUUUCUCUUGGUGCAUUCUUACAGAGGCCAGCACCCCCUGCAUAUGCUCUGGAGAUGUACAUCGACAAGAUUCAGCGUUUCAGCAGGAUCUUGGCCGCAGCCAGGGCUGCAGCUGCGGACGAGGGGCCUCCAGAGCCUGCCCGUCACAUACCCCUGCUUACCGCCACCGUGCCAAUGCACGAAAGCUCCCUGGACCUGGAAGCGGCCUCACCCAGUGGCCAGGACGACAAGGAUGACGCCCAGGAGGACAAGCCAUUGCUCAGAACGGCCGCUCAGUGA
Ostreobium quekettii is the source of this 618-nucleotide messenger RNA. The record is from the annotation of a GenBank genome assembly. NCBI's taxonomy places the organism in Eukaryota, Viridiplantae, Chlorophyta, Ulvophyceae, Bryopsidales, Ostreobiaceae.